AGUACCUAAUGAAGAUAUUAUGAACCCAGAACAUGUCACUUCAAAAUAUAUAGUAACUGAAGACUUGUGUAUGGUUGUAAGAAAACCUGAUUUGCUCAUAGAGACGCAACUUAGGGGCAUAAGGAAGCUAGCACUACAUUGCUCCCUGAAAGAUAUUGUUCCCAAGAAUGCAGCUGAAGGUUGGAAAUCAGAAGCAAGGACUGAAUUUUUGAGAAUGAUAAAUAACAAAGCAGUUCUAAUGAAGGUCUUCAGAGAAGAGAAUGGUGUGCUCAUUGUAGAUCUUCUGAAACCUGCAGCAAAUAAAAUAAGUAGUGACAUGCCUGUAUCCCUGAGAGAUGCUUUAGUUUUCUUGGAUUUAGCAAGGUUUCGCAUUGAACUUCCUGAUCAAUCUGAAAGGAAUAUACCACUGCAGUAUUUUCCACCAGUGAUGCCACAGGAAAAUGCAGAAGUUCUUGCUGUUGUUAGUUACAUUAAUAGCCCUGAUGACUUCUAUAUUCAGCUGCUGGAAAAUGGUCCAGAGUUUGCAGCUUUUCUCAGCAAAGUUGAAGAAGUGUACAAAAACCAAAGAGGAGCCAGCUUCGAAAUCAUCUGUCCAGUCCCAGGUCAACCAUGUGUAGCAAAAUUUGACACUGAUGGAAUCUGGUACCGAGCACAGGUUAUUGGACUGCUGGGUCAUCAAGAAGUUGAGGUGAAAUAUGUUGACUUUGGUAACACUGCUACAAUAAAUGUGAAUAGAAUGCGUAAAAUAAAAGAUGAGUUUUUAGCCCUUCCAGCAAAGGCCAUUAGAUGCAAACUGGCUCAUAUUGCACCAUGUAAAGGAACAGAGGAAUGGAGCAGUAAAUCAAAGGUCAGAUUCGAAGAACUAAUUCAAGACAAAUGCAUGCUCUGCUUUGUUGAAGAAAUGUCAGAAGAUGGUAUACUGUCAGUUGAGCUUUAUGACACUAUGGAUACAACAAAGCUGUCUAGUGUUAACAACAUCUUGGUUGAAGAAAACCUGGCAUCUUAUAUGAAAAGCAGCACCAAAAUGACUACAAGAUUACAUAAUGAAGUAUGGGAUCCUGCUUUGGAAGAAAUCCUCAAAAAAGGGAGAGAUGUGUUGCAACCUGAGAAUAAAGUCUUAUCAGAGUUUGAAGAUUUAGAGUUAGAUUGUAAUAAAGAACUACAAGUGCGAAUUAAUCAAGUUGUAUCUCCGAAUAAGAUCUUUGUGCAGUUCAUGUCAUCUGAAAAAAUACUAAAAAGUUUACAGGAAAGAAUGACUGCUACGUAUAGUGGAUCUGAGAGCGAAACAAUUCAGUGGACAGUUGAUACGAAGUGCGCGGCUUAUGAACGUGACAUGAAUCAGUGGCAAAGAGGUCAGAUCUGCAAGAUUGUUUCGGAAAAAGUUGUGGAGGUGUUCCUUUUUGACCUUGGUGUAGCCAAAAUGGUGGACACUGCGUAUCUAAGAGAACUUAAGGAAGAUCUGAAGACACUCAGACCUCUUUCUGUGGAGUGCUUCCUAGAUGAUAUAAGACCUGCUGGUGGGACCGAGCAGUGGACAGCAACUGCAUGUGAUGCUCUUGCGGGUUACCUAAAUGGAGCUCUGGUAACCCUAAUAAUACAGGAAAAUAACUCUUUUCCUUUAUCUGUGAAAAUACUUAGUAAAGAUGGUGGAAUGUGCACGGACAUCUCUGAAUACAUGAUUAAAGAAGGGCUGGCACUUAGAAAAGGAAGACCAGCUGAAACUGACUCAAGUACAACAUCCUCCAGUAAACUACCUGAAAUACCCUUUGAGCAAAAGGAUUCAGAUAUAAACAACUUGCUAACCAAAACAGAAUGUGCUCCAGUCCUUUCUUUACCAGAGAAAGAGGUUGAUCCUUUACAGAAGGUUACAGAAUCUAAAGAGGAAGAAUUCAAGACGCCUGUGAGUCAGCCAAUGACUGAAGCCUACAAGCCACCAGCUCUCCCGAGUUCAGACACCUUCACUGCUAUAGUCAGCUGUGUUUCAGAAGAUGGAACUAUUUAUGUAAUCCCAAAGUCACAAGAACAACAGCGAAGGGAAUUGAUGAAUGAUAUUCAGAAUAACUUCAAGUGUCUGGGUCUGCUGAAGCCAUAUAGUUGGAAAACAGGCGAGGCUUGUGUUGUAAGAGCGGCAGACACAAUGUGGUAUCGUGGAAAAGUUAGAGAAGUUGGUAUUGGCAUUAUCAAGGUACAGUACUUGGAUUAUGGAUAUAUUGAAAAAAUUCCUCAAUGUCAUCUCUAUCCAACUGUUUUGUAUGCAGACAUACCUCCAUUUUCCAUACCGUGUGAGCUUUCUAAAGUUGUCCCAGUUGGAAAUGUUUGGCAGCAGGAUGCUGUUGAACUUCUUCAAGAGCUGCUUGCAGAACGGCUCGUUGAAAUUCAAAUUAUGGAAAGGUUGGACAACCCAUGGGGAAACGUGUCCAUUGAACUUAUUUUUGCUGGGAUGUCACUGUCUUCUUUCAUGGCGUACCAUAAACAUUGUGUUAGUGAAGAUGAUGAUGCUAGCAUUCUAAAACUGGGUAUAGCAGACUGCAGUGAAUAUCCAUUGGAAGAAAACUGUGAUAUCAGCCAUGAGGAGUUAGUGCUGGCUGAAAUAGAGACUACUGUUCUUCCUUCAUACAGCUCACCACCUCUACCUGCUCUUGAACAUCUAUUUCCAGUGGAAGUAACACAUGUUGUGUCACCUAAUGAGAUCUACAUUGCCAUUGCUCAUUCAGACAAUGCCAGCCAGCACGACAAUACAGAGGACAGAGGAACUGAAUGCAACUCUAAAACGCUUAAGGAAAUGUUGAAGUAUUAUAAUGAAAACACUGCCUCCCUUUCUUUUCUGACGGAUUUUCGAACUGGUAUGCCUUGCCUAGCUCAGUACAGAGGAGGGUUGUGGCAUAGAGCCAAAGUGCUCUCAGUUAAGAAAUUUCACCCUCUUUUAAUUGUUGUGAAGUUUGUUGACUAUGGAUCAACUGGCACUGUGCCCACAAGCAGAUUACGACAGAUACCUUUGGUGUUGAUGCAAUAUCCUGCUCGAGCAUUCAGAGUCUUGCUGGCAGGAUUUAGACCUGCUUUAUCUGAUCCAGCAUCAGAAAGAGUUCCUUACUGUCCUGAAUGGACCAUGGAUGCUUUGUGGGAAUUUAUAAGUCUCAUUGAAGGGAAAAAACUGUGUGCUUCCACAGUGACAUACUCACCAGAGCAUACUGUGUUUUUAUAUGAAGAUGGAAACCUGAUUCACAUUAGGCUGGUAGAAAUGGGGCUUGCAGAAUUAAGCUAAUAAAAGCUUUAGAACUUUGUUGAAGAUAAUCACUGCAUAGACAUUCCAGCACCUUCUCAUUUGUUUUUCCUAGUAUUUCUUUUGAAUAAAGUAUUCACAUGUUUAAAUGUUAAAUUCUUGUUACACUGUUCAAGUACUUUAUGUUAAAUAAAAAUAGCUGUU
This is a messenger RNA of Pogona vitticeps (central bearded dragon), 3424 nucleotides long. The record is from RefSeq and is a predicted model, not a curated record. Lineage: Eukaryota; Metazoa; Chordata; Lepidosauria; Squamata; Agamidae.